CAUCAACAACUCAAUCUAUCAUCUCGCUCUGUGGUUUGAUCUCGAAGCCAGCCCCACUCUACUCUCGCGCGCGAGUUGAAUCGGCAAGUUGUCAUCGACUUCGCAACGCGCGCAUACCAAGCAAGCCCACAUCACAACAUGCCCGAACAAGACGCGACUACAGCAGGUGCGGCGCAGGAGCAGACCAAGAGCUUACCCCGCUAUUUUCGAAACGAUGCGUCGUUGGGCCGGCGAGACGCUCACAAGCAGCUGCUAGCGUCACUAGAUCGACUUAUCACGGAUUAUCCACCGCACAAGAUUCCGCCCGGCGGUGGUCUUUAUUACGGUCCCAUAUCUGUGGCCUACCUUUUCUACGCUCUUCACAACGAGUACCCAGAUCUGAAGCUGGACGACUAUCCGUUGAAUACCUGGUCCGCAGCAUACAUCGAGCAGGCACAGGCAAAUAUCAAGCAGUUCCCGCCACCAUCACCGAGUAAAUGCGGUGUUUCAAACGACAUCAUGUCAUUAUUGGCUCUGUACGCCGUGACUGCGAAAGACAAAGAUACCGUCAGGGAACUCUGUGAUCAUGCGGCUGUGCUGAUUGAGCCCGAAGCGGCCAACGAGUGGUUGUACGGGCGCGCUGGCUACUUAUACCUGUUGCGGCUGGUCCGUGGGGCUUUCAAAGAUAGCAAGGAGAUCACCGAGCUUAUAGAGGACACAGCUGACGAGGUUAUUGCGAACAUCGUGGAUAGUCCUCGGCCAUGGAAGUGGCAUGGCAAGGCUUACGUUGGAGCGGUGCAUGGCGCGAUCGGAAUCAUUACCCAAAUUGUUCUCACAGACAGUUCAUGGGCGCCCAAACUUCAGGCGGAGCUGACAGUUCUUCUCAGCUAUCAGUAUGAGAGUGGUAACUUUCCAUCAUCACUCCCGCCAGGCAAGGAUCGUCUCGUCCAAGUCUGCCAUGGUGCACCCGGAGUUGUUUCAUCGCUACUCGCUAUUCGGACAUACUUCCCCGAUCUCGUGGAUCGUAUAGACAAGGUUGUAUCAAAAGCCCGGAAUUGCAUCUGGGAGCGAGGUUUGCUGACUAAGGAGCCUUGUUUGUGCCAUGGAAUUACAGGCAAUGCUUUGGCCCUGGAAGGAGAACAAUUCGAGCAUUUCAUGACCUACACAACAGGUCAUGAGAUCAAGGGUAUGGCGAAGGACCACAUGCUAGAGAAGUCUGAUGAUCCGUCAGCGUUAUGGUGUGGUGAGGCUGGAAGGGCUUGGGCGUGGGCAGUCGCAGACAAGGGACUAGCGAAACGACUACUUGGCUACAACGACAUCUGAACCUACCAUGAUGACACGACCAAACGGAUAGAAUGACAUGACAAUCGGGUGUGAAGAGACAGCUAUGCAUGCGAUCUUUCGUCUGACAUAGGUACACCUCGGCCGAUUGCAUGCACAUGGCGGAUCUCCUUUAGAUGGUUUCGCAGUGUGUCUAUGGGUUUUCUUAAAACUGGCUAUUUGCAACGUAGCACGUACGACUUCGGGUAUCUUCCGCAAGUAUGACUUCCGCUU
Molecule: messenger RNA, 1533 nt
Organism: Boeremia exigua
Lineage: Eukaryota; Fungi; Ascomycota; Dothideomycetes; Pleosporales; Didymellaceae
Exons: 2
Coding region: 139-1302 (387 amino acids)
Biological process (GO): carbohydrate metabolic process; peptide modification
Cellular component (GO): plasma membrane
Source: RefSeq, a predicted model, not a curated record